CUGAAAUUGUUUAGAUACACAGAUAAUACGUAGUAGUUUUUUCUUAAUAAUUCUCACAAGGAAGAAAACAUUGCAUAGUCAAUAAAUUAAAGGGGAGUAGAUUCUAUGAUACUCAAAAGGUACCAUAUUUAAAUCUAAAUUAACAAUGAUAUAAUGAUUUGGACCAAUCAUGUGAAUAGUAAGUACGAUACUUUUUUUUAACUCACGUAAAUUAAAAGGCCGAAAUUUAUCUCUGUUCCCCUGGAUGCAACCAAAUUCAGGACUCGGCGCCUUGGCUUCAAAUAAACCAAAAUGCAACUAGCGACAGAAAUGGCCAUAGCCGCUGUAGAUGAGGCUCUCUCAAUGUUGAACGACGAGCUUAACCAGUACCUCCCUUGCGCGGUCGACGACCUGUUGAUUGAACUGUCAUGGAUGAAGUGUUUCCUGGUAGACGGCCAACAAACGCCGGCGGGGAAGAAGAGGGCCGACAUCUGGUCGCCAAUCAUCGAGCGUCUCGCCCUUUGUGCCGUCAAUCUCCAGCCGGCCGGUGGCGGUGUUCAACUCGCUCUAGAGCCUUUGGCAGUUGAAGGCCUCACCCAGAAACUCUCUACACUCAGAGAAAAACUGCUUCCCUUUCACUCAACUUCCGAUGAAGCUGACUCAUCAUCUAUUCUUUCCAAUCUUCGAGGUCCUCCCUUAUGCUAUUUUUUAAUGCGUUUUUAUUCUCCGUAUUUUAAUUCCGUAACUACGGUUUUGGUAAUUUUUGUUUUUUUUAACAAAAAAAAGGUAUUCAAAAGAGAGAAUUCUCACUUUAGGAGUAAAACAUAUCAACAAUGCAAAAAUAGGAGUCCUGUCCCACCUUUUAGUUUGGCACGCGGAAUUUAAUGGUAAGAGACAAAUAUACCCUUAAUAAAAAGUUGAUUCCUAUAUUAUUAAUAAAAGAGGCAACGCACAAUACACGACAUAUGCUUCGCACAGGGCAGUAGCCAUCUCCGGUAUUGAUAACGCUGCCGGCAUCUCCGGCACCACUGCCAUCUCUGGCACUGCCGCCAUGUCCGUCGUUACUGGCGCCGCCGUCAUCUCCGGCACCAUCGCCGUCAAUAUCUCAGGCUCUACCGGCAUAACCGCCCAUUGCCAAUGUCUCAUCUGGUGUCACCACUACCUAAUCCAACUCCGUUGUCACUCAUCUGCACUUCCAACAUACUCCUAAUCCCACUCCGGUGUCACUCAUCUGCACUUCCAACAUACUCUACAACAUCGGCUGCAACUUUAUAUGGAGUAACCACUCCAAGUUUAGAUCUCUUAUCUGGAAAGAAGAGUAGAAGAAAUUGCCAUGUCAUCUUAGGGCCUGUUUGGAUGGAGUGUUUGGAAGUGUUAGUAAUGGAAGUGUUAGUAAGUGUUAGUAAGGGCUCGGAAGGAAAGGGAAGUGUAAGUGUUAGACAUAAUUUUACCUUGUUUGGGAGAGUCAAAUGAAUGAAGUGUUAAUAAUGGAAGUGUUAAAGAAAGAGUAAAGAAAGAGUAAAGAGAAGGGAUGAAAAAACAAACCAUCAGACCUGUGGGAAAGACAUUCGAAGUGAAAUGUCGAAGCAUUUUAUGUUUUUCGGGCAAAUGAGAAGGGUAAUAAUUGUCCAACACCUCAAAACACUCCAAAUCGGGGUGUUAAAAAAAUGGACAAUUGAGGUGUUGGGGAGGUUAUUAUUAACACUUCCUAACCAUUACUAACACUUCUUAACACCUCUGGUUUUUUCUCCCAAACAAGUGUUAGCAUCAACACUUACGAACACUUCCAUUACUAACACUCCUCAACACUCAAUCCAAACAGGCCGUUACUAUCCUUGUAAAACAUACAAAAAUGGACAAUAUUGUCAUAUCAAGGUAAAAAGUAAUAAUGCCAUCUUAUUAUCCUUAUAAGCAAUAUUUGCCAUUUUUAUAAUUAUAAAAAUACGAAAGAUGGACAAUAUUGUCAUGUCAAGGUAAAAAAUUGCCAUCUUCCUAAAUGUAAUGUCAUAUAAAUAAUAUUAGAUUGAAAUCAAUGUUCAAAUCAUUUGUGAUUACUCAAAAAAUAACACCACAAUUUUGAAACUUUGGGAGUUAAAAUUAAUCAUAAAUAAACUAAUCAAGUUCAAAAUUAAAUAAAAAAAUGAUUGGGAUUAUGAAGUAAAAUAAAAAUCAAAAACGAAUUGCGGAUAUGCCCAAAAUGAGAGGUUUCAUCAUCUUCAUAAAUAAAAAUUAAAGACGAAUUGCGCACAUGAAAAUAAUUUGGUAACAAUUCACAAGAUAAUCUAAUCAAAUCACUCCCUGCCUUAUCCGCUGAUGUAUCUUCAGGAUCUCUUUUUUUGGGAAGAUACACAUAAUUAAAACAGAGAUGGUGAAGGAAGAAAGUGGAAGAAGAAGAAGAAGAAGGAGAUGAAGAAUGUUGAGUUUAAUCCAACACGAUAUAGUAAAUAUAUGUAUAAAUGUGUAUGAACAAGCUCAGUUUUUACGUGGAAACCCGAAAGGGAGAAAACCACGGGACUUUUUAGGCUAAUGUCCAAGCCCUCUCAAUUCUCAUUAGACUCUCCUCACCAUUACAUAGUACAAGUAUUGAAGCUCCCAUUAAUGGAGUUCUAAGCUAUUCUAGUGAGAAGGAGGAAGAAGAAAAGGAUCAAAAAGGGAUCCAUAAUAUGGAGGCUAAGCUCCCUAUUUAUAGACAAAGGGAAAGGGUGCUCUCCACCCUAAUGGGCCAAACGGGCCAAUAUCGGGCCUAAUGGGCCGAAAUGGGCCUAGCUGCUCGGGCUCCGUACUGGAUAAUGUCUUGGGCCCCUGAACAGUAAUAGGCCGGGAUAAUAUAUCCCAACACAAGUCCCCCAGUUUCUUGAGUAGUGAGUGCGCGAAUCUGCUCGAGAAAGUAUAUUCUUGCCUGCGCUCUGCCUCUGUCUAGCUGGAACCUGUGUCUUCGAAUAAUCAUAAUAUAUGAGUGGAUGUCCACACUCCUGAACGUAAUCUACCCGUGAGGCACCCCCCUUCCCGACAGGGUCGGGCGAAGGGUGCUCCUCCACGGGCACACUCCCCCUGAAUGCAUUAGGCGGGAGUAAAGCACUCUGACUCGAGCUUUCCAAUCGGAGAAGCUUAAGGUCCAUGCAUCUAUAAACCGAUGUCGCGGUACUGUCAAAACAUGAUGCACGUGUGUAUGUAUGAAUGUAUGAGGUAUGAUGCAUGAAUGCAUGAAUGCAUGUAAUGUAUGGGUGCAAUGUAUGAGAGAAGGAAUGUGAGAUGUGAUAGAAAGCGGUGGCUCUCAUCGAAAACCCGGGCAUGUCAGCGCCGAGAGGCAGACGUGCUGCAUAAGAUGGUCGUCGCCAUCCUAGAAGGGAUGGGCAAUCCGGAGAUGAACCCGACACAAUGGCACGGCGGGGCCGAUUGUGCUGCAUAAGAGACGUUCAUCGCCACCCUGGAAGGGAUGGGCGAGCCGAACAUGAGCCAGACACGAUGGCGCUGAGAGGCUGAUCGUGCUGCAUAAAGACGUUCGUCACCAUCCUGGAAGGGAAUGGGCGAGCCGAACCGUGAAUCUGGACACGAUGGCGCUGAGGGGCCGAUCGUGAUGCAUAAGACGCUCGUCGCCACCCUAGAAGGGAUGGACGAGCCGAUCGUGAGCGGGAUACGAUGGCGCUGAGGGGCCGAUCGUACUGCAUAAGACGGUCGUCGCCAUCCUGGAGGGAUGGACGAUCCGAACCGCGAAUCAGGACACGAUGGCACUGAGGGGCCGAUCGUGAUGCAUAAGACGUUCGUCGCCAUCCUGGAGGGAAUGGACAAGCUGAACGUGAGCUGGGUACGAUGGCGCUGAGGGGCCGAUCGUACUGCAUAAGACGGUCGUCGCCAUCCUGGAGGGAUGGACGAUCCGAACCGUGAAUCAGGACACGAUGGCGCUGAGGGGCCGAUCGUGAUGCAUAAGACGUUCGUCGCCAUCCUGGAGGGAAUGGACGAGCUAACGUGAGCUGGGUAUGAUGGCGCUGAGGGGCUGAUCAUACUGCAUAAGACGGUCGUCGCCAUCCUGGAGGGAAUGGGCGAUCCGAACCGUGAAUCAGGACACGAUGGCGCUGAGGGGCCGAUCGUGAUGCAUAAGACGUUCGUCGCCACCCUGGAAGGGAUGGACGAGCUGAACGUGAGCUGGGUAUGAUGGCGCUGAGGGGCCGAUCAUACUGCAUAAGACGGUCGUCGCCAUCCUGGAGGGAAUGGGCGAUCCGAACCGUGAAUCCGGACACGAUGGCGCUGAGGGGCCGAUCGUGAUGCAUAAGACGUUCGUCGCCAUCCUGGAGGGAAUGGACGAGCUAACGUGAGCUGGGUAUGAUGGCGCUGAGGGGCCGAUCAUACUGCAUAAGACGGUCGUCGCCAUCCUGGAGGGAAUGGGCGAUCCGAACCGUGAAUCAGGACACGAUGGCGCUGAGGGGCCGAUCGUGAUGCACGAGACGUUCGUCGCCACCCUGGAAGGGAUGGACGAGAUGAACGUGAGCUGGGUAUGAUGGCGCUGAGGGGCCGAUCAUACUGCAUAAGACGGUCGUCGCCAUCCUGGAGGGAAUGGACGAUCCGAACCGCGAAUCAGGACACGAUGGCGCUGAGGGGCCGAUCGUGAUGCAUAAGACGUUCGUCGCCAUCCUGGAGGGAAUGGACGAGCUAACGUGAGCUGGGUAUGAUGGCGCUGAGGGACCGAUCAUACUGCAUAAGACGGUCGUCGCCAUCCUGGAGGGAAUGGGCGAGCCGAACCGUGAAUCUGGACACGAUGGCGCUGAGGGGCCGAUCGUGAUGCAUAAGACGCUCGUCGCCACCCUGGAAGGGAUGGACGAGCCGAUCGUGAGCGGGAUACGAUGGCGCUGAGGGGCCGAUCGUACUGCAUAAGACGGUCGUCGCCAUCCUGGAGGGAUGGACGAUCCGAACCGCGAAUCAGGACACGAUGGCGCUGAGGGGCCGAUCGUGAUGCAUAAGACGUUCGUCGCCAUCCUGGAGGGAAUGGACGAGCUAACGUGAGCUGGGUAUGAUGGCGCUGAGGGGCCGAUCAUACUGCAUAAGACGGUCGUCGCCAUCCUGGAGGGAAUGGGCGAUCCGAACCGUGAAUCAGGACACGAUGGCGCUGAGGGGCCGAUCGUGAUGCACGAGACGUUCGUCGCAACCCUGGAAGGGAUGGACGAGCUGAACGUGAGCUGGGUAUGAUGGCACUGAGGGGCCGAUCAUACUGCAUAAGACGGUCGUCGCCAUCCUGGAGGGAAUGGGCGAUCCGAACCGUGAAUCAGGACACGAUGGCGCUGAGGGGCCGAUCGUGAUGCAUAAGAUGUUCGUCGCCAUCCUGGAGGGAAUGGACGAGCUAACGUGAGCUGGGUAUGAUGGCGCUGAGGGGCCGAUCAUACUGCAUAAGACGGUCGUCGCCAUCCUAGAGGGAAUGGGCGAGCCGAACCGUGAAUCUGGACACGAUGGCGCUGAGGGGCCGAUCGUGAUGCAUAAGACGCUCGUCGCCACCCUGGAAGGGAUGGACGAGCCGAUCGUGAGCGGGAUACGAUGGCGCUGAGGGGCCGAUCGUACUGCAUAAGACGGUCGUCGCCAUCCUGGAGGGAUGGACGAUCCGAACCGCGAAUCAGGACACGAUGGCGCUGAGGGGCCGAUCGUGAUGCAUAAGACGUUCGUCGCCAUCCUGGAAGGGAUGGAUGAGCUGAACGUGAGCUGGGUAUGAUGGCGCUGAGGGGCCGAUCAUACUGCAUAAGACGGUUGUCGCCAUCCUGGAGGGAAUGGGCGAUCCGAACCGUGAAUCAGGACACGAUGGCGCUGAGGGGCCGAUCGUGAUGCAUAAGACGUUCGUCGCCACCCUGGAGGGAAUGGGCGAGCCGAAUCGUGAGUAUGGACACGAUGGCGCUGAGGGGCCGAUCGUGAUGCAUAAGAAUAGUGAUGAUCAUCUCAUGGCCCUCGGCCUAUCGGUGAGUGAUAAUCGUCUCAAGGCCCUCGGCCGUGCUGGUGAUGUGUCAAGUCUCUCUCCUGAUUGGCUGUGAGAAGCCGAUCGUCUGCCAGGACUCCAUCCGGGAAGGAAUGGUGAGCCUGAAAUAAAUCUGGGUGAUGUCCCUCCUAUCUGAUCUGAGGAGCUAGUCUUCGUUCGUCUACCGUAUCCGUGGUCCUAUGUACGGACCGCUAAGCGGUGUACACUCGGUACGCAACAGACUCUGGUGGAGAACUGGUCCUUCGUGUCUGAUCCCUGGAGCUGGUCUUCGUUCGUCUACCGUAUCCGUGGUCCUAUGUAUGGACCGCUAAGCGGUGUACACUCGGCACGCAACAGACUCCGGUGGAGAACUCGGUCUUUGCUCUUCCUAAGUCUCGUGAGUACUGGUCUCCUGGUUUCGCAGGAGACGUUCGUCAUCCCAACUAUGAGAAGAAACAGGUUUAUCCACGCCGGGAUUCCCUAUUCUUCGUUCGUCCCUGUCGUGGUCCUACUAACCUUCUUACUUCGAAGAAGACGUUCGGUCAUCCAACGAUCGCAAGGAGGAACAGGUUUAUCCACGUCGGGAUUCCCUAUUCUUCGUUCGUCCCUGUCGUGGUCCUACUAAUCUUCUUACUUCGAAGAAGACGUUCGGUCAUCCAACGAUCGCAAGGAGGAACCGGUUUAUCCACGUCGGGAUUCCCUGCUUCGUCGUCCCAUGCUUGUGGCCCUACUAGCCCUCUGCUCUGGCAGAAGGUGUUCGUCGAACCACGGGUCAUGGGAGGAACUGGUUUAUCUUGCCGAGGUUCCCUUUGGUACGUCUAGCCCCCCCCCCCCCCCCCCCCACGUUCCUACUAGCCUCCGCGUCGGGAGACGUUCGUCAUACGCGGCGAAGGAAGAUCAGGCAUACCUCGUCAAGACUCCCUCUCUCAUAGGAUCUCGUCUCCCCUUCUCCCCAUCUUUUUUUUUUGAGGGAGGAAAAUACGUUCGUCGGUUUCCAAGAAUGACCACCAGUGAUGUCACACGUAAUGGUGGUGGGAUACCAACAUGAAGCGGAUGACGAGGCGAUGGAAAUGCUGGUCGUCAUGCGAAGGCGAUGGUCACCCUCCUGGAGGGGAGGGGUGAGCCCGAUCGCUAACUCAAGAAGGUCGGCAUCGGGAGCCGAAAAUGAUCAUAGUGUCGCUGAGUAGUCGGUCCUGAAAGGAUCAAGCAAUGGUCCUCGUCCGCGAGGGGCGGGGACAAGGCCGGUCUUCAAAGGAUAAACACGCCGCGCCGAGAGGCUGGUCGUGAUAUAAUGGUGUCGGCAAAGAGAGGCCGACCUGAAAUCAAGCAACGGUCCUCAUCCACGCAUCGCGGGGAUGAGCCCGGUCUUCAAAUAAGAUAAUCGUGCCAUGCCGAGAGGCCGGUCAUGAUAUAAUGAUGUCGGCAAUGAUAGGCCGACCUGAAAUCCAAACAACGGUCCUCAUCCGCGCAGUGCGGGGACGAGCCCGGUCUUCAAAUAAGAUAAUCAUGCCAUGCCGAGAGGCCGGUCAUGAUAUAAUGAUGUCGGCAAUGAGAGGCCGAUCUGAAAUCAAGCAACGGUCCUCAUCCGCGCAGUGCGGGGACGAGGCCGAUCUUCAAAAGAUGAACACGCCGUGCCGAGAGGCCGGUCGUGAUAUAAUGAUGUCGGCCAUGAGGGGCCGAUCUGAAAUCAAGCAACGGUCCUCAUCCGCGCAGUGCGGGGACGAGGCCGGUCUUCAAAAGAUGAACACGCCGUGCCGAGAGGCCGGUCGUGAUAUAAUGAUGUCGGCCAUGAGAAGCCGAUCAAGUGUAUCCGUGCAACGGCUCUCAUCCACGCAGCGCGGGGAUGAUACCGGUCUUCAGGUGAUAAACACGCCGUACCGUGAGGUCGGUCGUGAUGUAAGGAUGGUCCCACGACCCUCGGCCGUAGUGGUCUCCUCUAGGCCACCGGCUCCUGGGGUGGAGAUGCUCGUAUCACGGCUCUCAGCCGUGAUGGUUUCCUCUUGGCCCUCGGCCUCUGGAUGAUGGAUGAUCGUCUCAUGGUUCUUCGCCGUGGCAGUUCCCUCCAGACCCUCGGCCCCUAGGUGUUCUUCCUAGGCCAUCGGUCUCUGGGGUGGAGAUGCUCGUUUCACGGUCCUCAGCCGUGAUGGUCUCCUCUUUAGCUGGCCCUGAACGUCUUCAAGAUUCGGGCCGAGCGUCUUUUAAUCAUUUCGCUCGAGCACGUCGAGUGGCUUCAGCUGCGCAAUAAGCAUGAUAACGGGCCGCACGGCCCGACAAUAAAUAUGCACACAUAACCAUCUGCAUGGCCUUCUCUCUAACACCCACGAUUACCGGCCUAUGGGUCAUCGUGACCCUCGGCCCGGCUCACCGUGCGGGGUUAAUGGACGUAGCAGCUCGCGGCGGGGCCAAUUAGCAGCCCGCCGAACGUCACAUAGAGAUAUUCAUCGGUCUGUGAGUUUUCAACUCAGACCCAAGUUGGUCACACUGCCCUCGGAAAAACGAGGUUGAGUGCUUCGGUGCCCCCGGGCCCCAUAGGCCACGUUCGGCAAUAGUCACUUCGCGAACCAAAAAUUGUCUUUCUUACAUUGGGGUAUGAUCGUCGAUCGGGCACGUAGUGCCAUGCGGACUAAUGCGCAACCCUCAAAUUAAAAUGCGUCGUCGGGGCAUCGCCCUACUGGAGACGCUCGGAUCGCUCAAUCAAGCUGAUCGAGAGUGGGCUAACGGGCCCACAAGAAAUUAAAUAUUCAAUAAAAUGUUGGCUGAACCAACCAUCACUAGAGCUUCGCUCCACAUUAUUUAAUUCGGGACAUUCUAUCCCUAAUAAAUAAUAGUGAUAUAACAGGUAAUAGCAAUGAUACUUUCCUAUCAAAGGCCAUUCAAGUAUAUUCCGUUCGCUAAUUAAAGCCGAUCAGGAGUGGGCCGAUGGGCCCACAACACCCAGUCAUUUAUAAAAAUGACGGUGAAAAUGAUUAUCACUAGAGUUUUUCUCAUUUGAGCUUUACUCGACAUUAUUUAAUUUCGGGAUACUUGCCCCCUAUUAAAUAAUGGUGAUAAAAACUAGCAAUAGUAAUCAAGCUUCAUUAUUAAUACUUAGAUAAUAAAAGAGGGGUACGUAUGAUACUUGGCUCUUUUGAGAUGGGUGAAAUAAUUGGCUCAUCUACGAAUUGGAGCCUUGCUCCUCGAGUAGCUUGGCCAAAGUUAUAGCAGCUGGCACAAGUCAUCAUCAACCGUUGACUUCCGAAGUCAUGCAAGGUGCUCCACCCAAUUUUACUGCAAUCUCAUUUGGGUCCUUCGGACGUGGUUGACUCUCAACCGAACAAAAAGAAUCUUUCCAGGAGGCAGAUGGAAACAACCCCCCCAACCCCAACAGGCAGUACAUCCGCUUAGGGACGGAAGUAAACUGCAGCGGAGCAAAAGGUCCCCGGCAAGGCCAGUCCUCUGGAGCAAGACAGGCUGAAAUUCGUUAAGGCCUCUUGGUGGGACGGCGAAAACGAGCGGCGUAGGUGGCGAUUCAGGUCGUAGAACCAGCUGCCAGCGAUGAGCGCCCGUUUGCAGACGGAGCUCCCCUAGAGGCGAGGAUGACCCGACCUGGGGUGCUGCCGCGAGCUUCGUCUGGUGUGGGUAAAUCCACCGGGGAUUUCACGGCGGCGGGUACGGUGGCUCCGGCAGCCCCAAACAAGAUCUGAGAAAAUCCAUAUGUGGAUUCCGAGAUUUCGCAGCUUCUUUGCCUCCCAAAAUUUUUCUUCUUUCUUUCUCCCUUCCUCCUCGGUCAGUUGGGCCGGUGCUGCUAGAGCUUCCCAAGACCAAAAUUUCAGAACUUCUUCUUCCUUUGCUAAAAUCAGUCCAUUUUCGAAUGAAUUUUGUUGUAGAAACUGAAGAACAACGUGAAUCUUUUUGGACAGAUUCCCACAGACGGCGCCAGUGUUGAGUUUAAUCCAACACGAUAUAGUAAAUAUAUGUAUAAAUGUGUAUGAACAAGCUCAGUUUUUACGUGGAAACCCGAAAGGGAGAAAACCACGGGACUUUUUAGGCUAAUGUCCAAGCCCUCUCAAUUCUCAUUAGACUCUCCUCACCAUUACAUAGUACAAGUAUUGAAGCUCCCAUUAAUGGAGUUCUAAGCUAUUCUAGUGAGAAGGAGGAAGAAGAAAAG
Molecule: messenger RNA, 10058 nt
Organism: Cuscuta epithymum
Lineage: Eukaryota; Viridiplantae; Streptophyta; Magnoliopsida; Solanales; Convolvulaceae
Source: the annotation of a GenBank genome assembly